This is a messenger RNA of Trypanosoma grayi, 1875 nucleotides long. RefSeq names its product calcium-dependent lipid binding protein. Gene Ontology annotation, molecular function: lipid binding. The transcript has a single exon. Lineage: Eukaryota; Euglenozoa; Kinetoplastea; Trypanosomatida; Trypanosomatidae. The record is from RefSeq and is a predicted model, not a curated record. Bases 1 to 1875 code for a protein of 624 amino acids. Gene Ontology annotation, cellular component: endoplasmic reticulum.
AUGCUAGGGUAUAUUAUAAACCUGUCAAAUAUAUUCUGGGGAUCCACCCUCGCUAUAGCCAUUUGGUGCGCAAAGCGGUACGCCAGGAUGUCAGAGAGUGAACAUGAGCAGUUGAAGCAAAAACUGAAACUAUUGGAAGGUUCGGCUCCUCUCCCGAUCAUCAUCGUUGGUGUGUGGCUCGCUUUGCGGUGCAUCUACGCGCUGGGCCUUCAAUUGCUGCUGGAGAUGCUUGUGGUGAUAGGCGUGGUGACCUAUUUACAUAACAAGGAGGGAAGAAGAGAACUAAUGGAAGCUAAUCAGGCAAAUAUGCUGAUCCAAGACCUGGAGAAGCUCAAGGCAGUUCUUGGAAAAGAGCUGCCGGAGUGGCUAAAGUACCCAAGCGCAAACCGUGUGCACUGGCUCAACACCUUGAUAGGUGGCAUGUGGAAUUCCAUUUCCCUAGCAACGGAAAACUCUGUUCGUCAGAUGCUAGAGCCGAUGUUGGAGGCCACCAAGCCUUCUUUUGUUUAUGACAUUGUCAUCAAGCAGUGUUCAAUGGGAAGCCAGCCCAUUGUGAUCAAUGGCAUUCAGCAUCACCCAUAUAAUGACAAAGAAUCUGUGCUUGACAUUUCGUUUUCAUGGGAUAGUGAUAUGGAUAUCCAUCUUCAUUUUAAAGUGCCAGGACCUGAUCUGCACGUGCAUGUGCGACGCUUGGAAAUUGACAUGAAAGUACGUGUCAUGCUUUCACCACACGUUCCGCAGUGGCCCUGCUUCGGUGCGCUCUCAUUGUCGAUCAUGAGUAUGGGAACACCGGAUUAUGAAGUCUCCGCCGCAGGAGUCUCAUUGGACAUUUUGGGUCCAGUAAAGACUUACUUGAGGAAUUUCAUCCGCGACACGCUCCUUGGGAGGAUGGAGCACCCAAAGAAGAUUGCAAUUCCAAUGGUGACGGGAUUCGAGGCACCAGUGACGCGCGCAGAUGCUGCUCUCGGUACCCUUCGCAUUCACCUGUUACGGGUGGAGGACUGGUACCACCGCUGCUUGUCGGAAAGACAAUCAACACCCUACUACAUAAAGGUCGCCGUGUCUAGUGAAGCAAAGAAGCGACGCUUCAAGAGUCUGAUCUACAAGGGACUGAACAGCGAGCUGAAUGAUGUUUUUAGCUUUGUAUUAUUUGAUAUUGGGCGAACGCUGCAUUUCUGGUUGUACUUUGAUGUGCCAGGGAGUGACCCUUGUCUGGGGGAGUGCGACGUGCCCAUUCAAACCCUGGUUGAGAGCAAGUUGGCAGAGCACUCGUGUCUCUUGAUGAAACCAGACGUUUCGGAUAACCGGCUUCGUGCGAGGUUGAUUAUUUCAGCCGAGUUUUUGCCAUACACAGGCAGGAGUAGGAAUGAUUCCACGUCGGCGCCUACACACGCCCCGCCGCGCAUGGUGUCGGAGACCUUUGCAAAGCAGAGCGCAGUGGGCGAGCGGUGCAUUGAGCCUCCCAGCACACGCUCGAACGUUAAUGGCAGCAUCUGCUCAGAGUGCGUGGGAGGUGGCACUCUCUUUGUGACUGUUAAGCGGUGCACUGGGCUCAAGAACAUGGAGCGGCUGGGUGUGUCCGAUCCGUACGUGCAGUUGCGGCUGCGGAAGCAAGUAAGGAAGUCGUCGUAUGUUAGCUCGACUCUCGACCCCACGUUUGACUUUGAGACGGAGAUUGAGGUGUACAGCAUCGACACCGAUGCGCUGGAGAUUUUUAUUGUGGACAAGAAUGACCUCAGCAAGGACCGUGUGAUGGGCUCUGUCGUCAUUCCUGUCUCCCACGUGGCGUCGAGUGCAGGCGAACACGUGAGUGGCGAAUGGAAACUUGAACCACAGGGGAAAAUUUUCCUAGAGUUGCACCUGCUGCGCCACUGA